UUCACUUCUGAGAAUUUUUUACUCCUGAAACCUUUUUCAUCGGGUUGCUUCGCUGCCUGAAGGAGCAGGAUGUAUACAGCUCUCGGAGGGCAGCUACCCUCGUGCCUUAGGGUGUCAGCUUAUGUCCGAUCACUGAGUUCUUAUAGAUUAAAACAUAUUAAAAACAAGUGAUUAUGUUUAAGAUGAUCAUGCUAGGUAAUUAGCAUGAUCAUCUGGAUUUUUUAUUCCCCCUAAGAGGAACAUACAGAAAUAGGCAUCCAUAGGACGUAUGAACUGAGCUUGAGGCUCAAUUUUCAAUGAAUGGUCAUAGGACCUGGUUUCUAAAAAUAUUGAAUUUUUUUAAUUAUUUUCCUUUUCAACCAAACACUACAAGAUAGAAUAUAGUAUGGAAAACGCUACUGGCAUUAAGCAAAGAGUCAAGCAGAGUUCAGAACGUAAUGCGCCUCUCGGCUCCCAACAGCAAUGGCGUUUUGCAUUGGCAUUAUUCGGGGAUAGCAUUUUGCAAUCGUGCAAUAAAAAAUCUAUAUCACUACAACUAGUACUAGGAUAGAUGUAGUCGUGAAUGCUCACCUCCUCGAGGCGAUCCAGCUCCUAUCCUAUCCUAGAUGUAACUUCUGUUGAAGGGAAUGUUAGAAAGCGAUCGUCGCAAGCUGAGCGCAUUUUUAGGGGGAAGCAAGUGUUGAUGUCCUCUAACAUGUGUUGAUAAUACUUUGUUGAUGAAAGAAGUCGUAAAAUAGGAAAUUGUUCUUGUUGAGUUGUACUAUGAGAAGUGAACCCAA
Molecule: messenger RNA, 779 nt
Organism: Amoebophrya sp. A25
Lineage: Eukaryota; Dinophyceae; Syndiniales; Amoebophryaceae
Source: the annotation of a GenBank genome assembly